AUGGCAGAUUACGACAGUGAUUCCUCCGAGCAGGAGUUCACCGAGACCAACGUGCUGCUGGGUUACGCCAGCAAAGACGCCGACGAUGACACCAUCAGUCGCCUUGGCGGUCAACCAGAAUGGUUGAACCCCGAACAACCAGCCUCAGCAGCCCUGGCGCGCUGUAAAGUGUGCAACGAGAUCAUGGUCCAGCUUCUCCAACUCAACGGCGAGCUCCCCGAAAAGUUCCCCGGCCACGAGCGCCGCCUGUACGUCUUCGCCUGCCGCAAAUCCACCUGCCGGCGCAAGCAGGGCAGCAUCCGCGCCAUCAGAGGUGUCAAGGUAUCCAAGGAAGCGCAAGCAGCGGCAGCAAAGAAGGCGGAAGCGAAGCCUCAGAAGAAGGUGGAGGAGAAGGAAGAGCCCAAGAAAGACGUCAGCUCGGGACUGGGAACCGCGCUCUUUGGCGGCGGUUCCGGUGCGGCGAACCCAUUCGGAGGCAACGCAAACCCGUUCAGCACGGGCGCCUCUUCAAGCAGCAGCCCCUUUGGCACCGCCGCCCCGUCGAACCCGUUUUCUAAGCCCGCUGCCGCCGACGAGCCUACACAGAAGAAGGAGGAGGCCAAGGACCCGGCCGAGUCCCUCCCCAAGACAUUUGCUGAGACUCUGAACCUCAACAACACGCAAACGCCGUCCGGACCGCCCCCGCCGCCGGAGCCGUGGCCCGCGGCCGACGCCCUACCUAAGCCGUACCCGAUUUCCUACCUCGCGGACGCCGAGUUCGAGACGCUCGACCCGGAACCCAUGCCCGUGCCACAGAACGCGCGGAUGGAGGUGGACACCGAGGGCGGUGGCAGCUCUGGCGGAGGCGAUAUGAAGGACGUCUUCGAGUCGUCCAUGGACGCGGCGUUUCAAAAAUUUGCGGACCGCAUGGAGCAGAACCCGGAGCAGUGUAUCCGCUACGAGUUCAACGGCACGCCGCUUCUGUACUCCAAGGCGGACGCCGUGGGCGCGAAGCUGGGCGCUGCUGCCGGCGGUGGUGGCAUGACGCGGUGCGGAAACUGUGGUGCCAGGCGCGUGUUUGAGGUGCAGAUGACGCCGCAUGCCAUCACCGAGCUCGAGGCGGAGGAGCUGUCGCUUGAGGGCAUGGACUGGGGUACCAUUAUUGUCGGCGUUUGCGAGGCGGAUUGUCAGCAGCGGGGUGUUGAUGUUGGUGAGGCUGGGUAUCUUGAGGAAUGGUGUGGUGUUCAGUGGGAGGAGCUUUCGAAGCGAUGA
Molecule: messenger RNA, 1251 nt
Organism: Colletotrichum scovillei
Lineage: Eukaryota; Fungi; Ascomycota; Sordariomycetes; Glomerellales; Glomerellaceae
Exons: 2
Coding region: 1-1251 (416 amino acids)
Biological process (GO): maturation of SSU-rRNA
Cellular component (GO): cytoplasm
Source: RefSeq, a predicted model, not a curated record